GCUGGAGAACAGUGGACCAGCUGGAGGCUGUUCAUUCAUCUAUCCCGACCAGGGUUAGCCUCACACGAACCUGCAUAUCAGUGUUAGCUAGCUUAUCAUUUAGCUGGCUUACAAACAAACAAAAUGGCACAGUUGAGUCAAUAAAAGUGUCAGUCCAACAUGUGAAAAAUCUGCGGCAUUGUGUGAACCAGCAGGGACUCAGACAAUCAUCAGCGCUGCGGAGGAAGUGGUGGCUAUCCAAUAAGGAUCAUGUGGUGGGCCUGGCCGUUCCUGCCUGCUCUGGUGCUUCUCUCAGAGCUCUCUGUGGUGAGAGUCCAGACUGCGCCGUGCCAGACCUGCCGAAAACUCACAGAGAGUUUCAUCAAGGGCUUGGAGAUAACGGCCAACAAGAACUUUGGGGGUGGAAACACUGCCUGGGAGGAAGAAAAGCUGGCUAAAUAUGAACGCAGUGAGACUCGCCUCCUUGAGAUAGUAGAAGCUGCUUGUGAAAAAGCAGAUUUUGAAUGUAACCAGCUCCUGGAGCAGAUAGAGGACCAAGUGGAGACAUGGUGGUUCCACAGGCAGCAGGAGGCACCGGACCUGUCUGAGUGGCUGUGCAUAGAGGAGCUGAGACUCUGCUGUCCACCUGGACGCUUUGGACCUGACUGCAAAGAAUGUCUGUCCAGCCCUGAUGGUGUGUGUGGCGGUCUGGGCCGCUGUGAGGGGGAGGGGACUCGCCUCGGAGAUGGAGAGUGUGUCUGUGAUCCCGGAUACUCGGGCCAUCUGUGCCAGAGUUGUGCGGAUGGCUACUACAGGGAGAAAAACUCCAACAACAGCAUAGGAGCCUGUGCAGCUUGCUACCACUCAUGUAAGAAAUGUGCAGGGCCACAGCACUUCCAAUGCCUCGACUGCAAACCCGGCUGGAUCCUUCAUGACAACAAGUGCGUGGACAUUGACGAGUGUGGAACAGAGCUGGCUCGUUGUCCUUCUAACACCUACUGUCACAACACAGAGGGAGCAUACGAGUGCAGAGGCUGCGACCAGGCAUGUGUUGGCUGCAUGGGAAGUGGACCUGCUCGCUGUAAGAAAUGUUCCCGUGGCUACAAGUUGAAAGGAGCAAAGUGUCUUGAUGUCAAUGAAUGUAGUGAUCGUGCAAUAGCAUGCCCAGGACUCAAUGAGGCCUGUAUCAAUGAGGAGGGGUCCUUCCACUGUGACUGUGCUGAUGGAUUCAUUCGAAGAGACAGCAUAUGUGUUGAGAACAAGCCUCCAGCUGGCCCAGAGAAGGGGCUGUUUGACGACAUGACAGACGAUGAAGUCCUCGUGCUGCAGCAGAUGUUCUUUGGCGUUGUUAUUUGUGCCAUAGCUACACUCGCUGCUAAGGGUGACAUGGUUUUUACGGCCAUUUUCAUCGGAGGUGUAGCUGCCAUGGCCGGAUACUGGCUGACAGAAAAGGGAGACCUAAUGCUGGAUGGAUUUAUGAAGGGACGCUAGACUUUCCGGAGCCUCGAUGUUAGAAAGGACACCGGAAUACCGGCCAGGUCAGGUGAAUAAGACUCAACCGGGGGGCAGGAAAGUAUCCCUGCAAUGCUAACCUUUCAGGGAUUUACUUUGGGAGUUACUUGAAAAGACUUGGUUUCAUUUAUGUUUAUGAAUAGGAUAAUGCAAGAAAAAGGGAGAACUUGAAGGCUAUCAAGCCAUUAAUCUUGGAAGAGGAAUGACAAAGCAACACUGCACUGAUAUAAAGGAGAUGAACUUAGUCCCCUAACUCAACUCUGUUGGGAACAAGGGUGACAUGAAGACAACUAAUGAUUGUUAAAAUCUGUUAUGCAUUUGGAUGUCUCAUGCCUCAACUUUGAAAUGAUGUCGUUUUUUCUUCCACACUAUCGAAACCUCCAGUCAUCAUGUCCAUCAUGUUUUUUAUUAUCUCAAAGCUGUAAAGCAGAGGGUUUCCCAUGGGCUGAUUGUGAGUUUUAUCAGGUUACUGCAGCACCCAAGCUACUUGCAAUAGGCAGAGGUUAGAUAAGGGAAAUGUUAGGAAUUUACUUUAUCGCCCAAAAAGGAGAGUUCAUUGAAACCCUGGGAUGUUUCCAUUAUGAGCUCAUGGUUUGUUUAUGUUCACAGAACUUUACCUCUUUACCUGCUGAAUGAUUCUUUUUAGUAAUAAUGCAUGAAAAUAGGGUUUGAAAUGAAAGGUACUACACUGUAUGCAUUAUUUUAUUGUCUUACUUUGGCAUGGAAGAAUGACUUCACCAGCUGCUGGAUCACCAACACUACUGCUAUCGACCAUUUAAUGAGUGUGUGAAGGAAUGUGCUUUAGGUACCUACCAACUAUGGAUCUGGAUGACUAAAGCCAUUUUCUGUUGCCUUUUAUUUAUUUUGAAAGCAAUAUUUAUAUAUUUAAAGAUUUGUGUUAUCAUAUUUAGUCUUUACAUUUUAUAUGUGUAUUUGUGUGUUUAUUCUCAAUACAUUUUUAUUUUCAUCUGUUCAGUUGUGAUUGUAGCAGAUAUAGUAGCAUCCUGUUCGAAGGCCAAAGUCACUUCUUACCCAACCAUCUCCUCUGUCCUUGGUUUUCUUCAUGUGGAAACUGUUCCACAGUCAUUAUUUGUCAUAUAUGUUUGCUUUACAAUAAAAAGUCUGUCACACUUUA
Messenger RNA from Gymnodraco acuticeps, 2626 nucleotides. RefSeq names its product protein disulfide isomerase Creld1 (gene creld1b). The transcript has 11 exons. Bases 250 to 1470 code for a protein of 406 amino acids. Lineage: Eukaryota; Metazoa; Chordata; Actinopteri; Perciformes; Bathydraconidae. The record is from RefSeq and is a predicted model, not a curated record. Gene Ontology annotation, molecular function: calcium ion binding.